Messenger RNA from Carica papaya (papaya), 1047 nucleotides. RefSeq names its product peroxidase 10-like. Gene Ontology annotation, biological process: hydrogen peroxide catabolic process; response to oxidative stress. The record is from RefSeq and is a predicted model, not a curated record. NCBI's taxonomy places the organism in Eukaryota, Viridiplantae, Streptophyta, Magnoliopsida, Brassicales, Caricaceae. Gene Ontology annotation, molecular function: heme binding; peroxidase activity.
GUAAGACUAUAAACUUAAUCAUCUGGUGAGGAUCAGAUAUGGGUCACCGUUGUCAUGAUGAAAAACCCUCGUUUAACCUUAGAAAACUUAUUCAGUUGUUCUUCUUCUUGAUGUUAAGUCCUCUGGCUCUGUGUCAACUGAGCUAUAAAUUCUACGACUAUACUUGCCCUAAUCUUACCAGAAUUGUUCGCUAUGGUGUUAUGUCAGCUCUUGCUAAUGACUCUCGCAUGGCUGCCUCUCUCUUGCGCCUUCACUUCCACGACUGUUUCGUUAAUGGAUGUGAUGCUUCAGUUUUACUGGACGAUACGAGCAGCAUGGAAGGGGAGAAAGGUGCAGCUCCAAACAGGAACUCAGUGAGAGGUUUUGAGGUCAUUGACGCCAUUAAAGCUAGCUUGGAGAAGGCUUGUCCUUAUACUGUUUCUUGCGCUGAUAUCAUAAGUCUUGCUUCAAGAGACGCUGUCUAUUUGGCUGGAGGUCCAUGUUGGUCAGUCCCAUUAGGCCGGCGAGAUGGCUUGACAGCAAACAAAGAUGGAGCAAACGACGAUAUCCCAUCACCUUUCGAAUCAUUACAGAACAUCACUGCAAAAUUCACUGCUAAAGGCCUCGACAUUAAAGAUGUGGUGGUCCUUUCAGGAGGACACAGCAUUGGUUUUGCUCAAUGCUUCACAUUCAAGCAAAGGCUUUUCGACUUCGGCGGCUCCGGCAUUGCAGACCCUGCACUUGACACGUCCCUGCUGCAGAGUUUACAGAAAACGUGUCCCGAUCAAGAUGAUUCUGACACUACUUUGGCUCCUCUAGAUCCUGUCACCACCAACAAGUUUGACAAUGUUUACUACAAAAAUCUUGUGAGUGGCACGGGCCUGCUACAGUCUGACCAAGAUUUGAUGGGAGAUAAUCAGACAGCUGCAAUGGUUGUCACCUACAGCAAGUACCCUUUACUGUUCUUCAGGGAUUUUGGAGCGUCCAUGGUGAAGAUGUCCAAUAUAGGUGCAUUGACUGGAAAAGACGGGCAGAUAAGGAGGAACUGUAGAGUGGUGAACAAUUAAA